This is a messenger RNA of Colias croceus (clouded yellow), 3914 nucleotides long. RefSeq lists its product as uncharacterized. Lineage: Eukaryota; Metazoa; Arthropoda; Insecta; Lepidoptera; Pieridae. The record is from RefSeq and is a predicted model, not a curated record. The transcript has 2 exons. Bases 239 to 3541 code for a protein of 1100 amino acids.
UAAUAAUUAAUAAUACAAUACAAAAUGUUGUUUAAUUUAAAAGUCCAGUUUUAUAGGGAAAUUAAAAUACAAAGUGGGCUACACUUAUAUUGUUGUUGGUCAGCAAAACAUGUUUGGAGUUUGUUUGUGAAAUAUUAAACUGGUGUAUUGUUUCAAACACAAUUUUCCUCAUUCAUUUGAAGUUCAUUUUUAUGUGUAAAUCAAUAUAUUGUAGAAAUCAUUUAGAUCUCAAGUAACCAUGCAAGAGGUAGAAGGAGAAACACUUGGUGACAAACAUAAAAACUUUAACUUAUUGGUGCAUAAUGCUAUUAAAGAAAAUCCAAAACAGGAGCUGGAAGACAUAGAUUAUAAUCAAUCAGAUAUAAAUAAUCUUUUCAAAAUAGAUUUUGCUUGUCGCACUAGAAAUGUAGAAUAUAUUUUGAAAGUUUUCAAGUGUCAGGAUAUGUUGUAUGUAUCAAGAGCUAUUAAACACUCUACUUGGCUUAUAACUGAUACAAAAUAUGCUCAUAUAAUUAAUCCAGAUUAUUUGCACACUAAUUUGUUACCGUUCAUGCUGACAGAAGCAGAAAAUAAACUGAUGCUAUCUGUACGGUUAAAUUUAAAAAAUCCAAAGAGAUAUGAAGAUUUCUUUGAAUAUUUACAAAAUACUGAUCUAGCCUUAAAGUUUCUACCAUACUGUUCAUCAGAAUUUUUUAUAUCAAAGUUAAAGAAUUUAAUUUAUUUGAUACCGGAUCACAUGCUGGUGAAACUAUUCUCUCAUAAUUUGGAAGUUCUUCGCAUUUAUUGCAACAGCCAGAGAAAACAGUUCCCGUUGAUUACCAAAGCACUGUUUCUUAUUAGACAGUAUGGAGAAGAUUUUUUUGAUAUUCUAGACUCGGUUAAGAGUGAACAUUUACCAGAUUUUAAACCUAAAUAUACUAAAUUAGCAAUGAAGACUUGUCCGCAUCGAAUUAUGUUUAAUUUUCAUCAUUAUGCUAAACACAUUGAUUUACCAUGUUUUGUAAAAUAUAUUCAUAAGGAUUAUUUUAAUGAAUUUAUGACUAAAUAUGCUGAUGAUGCAGAUGUUUGCUCUCUUUUUAAUGCAGAAAGGCAACAGAAGAUACUAAAACCAAAUGUCCAUACUGAACUGCUCUCCAAAUUGAUAAAUUGUGAUACUGAUGAUUUUAUCCUAUGUAGCAAAAUCCUCCAGGAAUUUAAGAUAAAUUUACCUGAAAUAAUGAAUAAUCUCAAAUUUACUUUUCAUUUUAUCAACAUUGUCGGUAGAAGGUUUAAAAUACAUAGAUUUAAUAUGGAGUUGUGGAACAUAUACAAUGACAUUUUUAAGGAAAUAAAUAUAAAGAAAUAUUGCAAAAGGAAUAAAACCCUGCAAUUAUACAUAAGAAACAUUAUUGCAUACAAAAUUAUGCAAAACCAAAAUAUAUCUGAAGAGAUGAUGUCGGAUUUUGAGUUUCACACUUUUAAAUCUGAUUUGACCAAAUUUAAUGAAGAUGAAAAGAAACUUUUAUUUGAAUUUUUGAUGAAUUUUGCAUUGAUCAAAGUUGGAAAUUUGUCUAACAAGGAAAAGGAAGUACUUAUAUGGAUGGAAAGACUUGUAAAGUUAUUUGAUGACUGGGGUAAGAAUUUGAAUGAUUACUAUUUUGUAGGAAAUAAAAUUAGAUUUAUCAUCUCAUGUAUACAAGGCAUUUCAGGUAUUGAUGGUCUUCAAAAAAUUUAUGAUAGAAAGAAAUUUUGGAGAAAAGCUUUAUUCCGUGAAUUAAUUUUUUCUAAAGCAUGUGAAGCAAUUGAUUCUAAAGCAUGUGUCAAUAUUCUAAAACAUGACCCAAAAAUACUAUUCAGGAUAAAGGACAAAGUUCUUGCCUGUUCUACUGGUGUUAAAACUUAUCGAAACUUUUAUUGUAAAAUACGUACAUUUUGGCCUAAUACACUGGCAUUGUCUUUUAAAAGUUUACACAUGGCAAGACUAAAAACACUGUCCUCAAUAAUAGGUCUUCACUUUCUUUUAACAAAAUCAGAGUAUAUAGAUUUUUUUCAAAAUCAAAUAUCAGAUGAUGACCUUAUUAGUAAAGGGUCUGUGGAAGAUAUACUCCUUUGCAAGAAUUUAGCGAAAAAUAUACAUUAUUGCCGGCCCAAACCAUCGUUAAAUAUGGCGAUGUUAUAUGCGAAAGAUGUGUGUAUGGUAGACGUUAUGGCAUCAGUAAAUUCUAUAUUAAAUAGUAUGCCUAUGCAUCAAUUUGACCAAAAUUUCCUCAUUUUACAAGAUAAUCCACUUUUACAAAAACUAUGUGUCUGGGUAGCUUUCUCAAAGAGAAGUAGAAACGAUGAGAAGCAGUUAGUGUUUCAAAUUUGGCACAAGACAGAUUACACUUCAGUUAAAUCAGAAAUAAUUAGAAUGUAUAUAAAUUCUCUUAGUAAAUAUACAAAGAACGAGUGGAACAUUCGUUGUAACUACUUGGAUGUGAUUCGUGAACAAUGGUGCUCCUUGGAGGUUCUAUUGGAAGAUGUAACAGACGAGGAUAUUCUAAGAAAACUGCCUAACAAAGUUCAAAGACUGAGUUUAUCGAUCCGUAGUGAGUUUAGUUCAAAAUGUUACGAUUUAAUUAAGCAACUGCAACCUAAAUGUAAACAUUUUCCAAGGGUACCUAUGAUGUCUUAUAUAUUUUCAAUGCAUAAUCUUGACAAGAAUCUUUUAGCGGAAAUGAUUGAAGAUUGUAUUACGAAAAGAUUAUGGAGAACUAAAUUAAAUAAUCAUCACAUGGACAUUCUCGUUUCGUGUUUGUUUACGUCGAAACAUGAAGACGAACAGAUAAUUUAUUUUAAUACAAUAAUAGCCCCUGUUUUUGACUGUGCGUACAAAAUGUGGAAUAGGAAAACAUGUGGGCUUCUUUUGGUUCAAUACAAUAUUAACAAUAUUGUUACUGCAUUUUGCAAAAGGUUAUUUACGUGUAGCAACAAUAAAAGGAAAUCUCCAGCUAUAAUUAUACUUCUUUUGAAUAGCCUUCAAAACAACGUACCAGUUAACGAAAACUAUAUAAUGAUAACAAAGUUAAAAUUAGCUGUGGAAUACUUUAACAUUUUUUCCGAAUACGAAGAUUCACUUGAAGAAGGCGAAGUUCACAACCAAGCUGUGCAGGGAUUAUCGAAAAUAUGUAUAAAGAUCUUCUCUGAAGAUGUCGCUACAUACGACAAGAGCAUUUGGAAACUCUUUUAUCACGCCUUACAGAUAAUGCUUGAUGAAUUUAGUAUGAUAAAAUCUACUCAAUAUAAAUUGUACAACUGUAUGUUGGAUCUAUGUAUCACCUUAUCAUCAGAUCUUGACAUUUUAAUCCAUAUAUUGGUGAUGGAACUUACUAUUUAUGUAGAUGAUUUUUAUAUCAUUUUUUUCGACGAUGAUGAUUAUGUGGAUCCUGAAGGACAAAAGGCAUUGUUUGAAAGGAUUAAACAACACCCCUCACCAGAAGUUAAAGCGAAUUAUUCAAAGGUGUUCUUAUGUCUUAAUAACAAUCUUUCGUAUACACAGUUAAGUUACAAGGAUAAAUUUUGAGUAUAUUAAUUACUAGUCUAUAUAAAUGUUUAACUGUAACUGCUGCACAGCACCUUCACCCAACUUGAGAGACUGCCGAAUUUGUUUUCAUUUAAAUUAUUGAGGAAAAUUGAGGUAAGUAGUAACAAAUUUAUAAUACAAAUCAAAACUUUUAUGUUUUUAAUAAAUACACAAGCGUAUAUAAAUGUUAUAUAGUUUAAUCAUAAUCGUACAGCAAAUUAUGUGUUUAUGUAAACGUAGAAGAACGUGUGCUUACAGCACCUUCAACUUUCUUCGCCUAGGCCUUGGUACAGUUUCGGUCAAUCUUACUGAAGCUGGAAGAUACAAAAUAAAGUUUUAAAACUGUGAUAAAAGUAAUCAAAAUGUGAUAAAA